Messenger RNA from Penicillium soppii, 1359 nucleotides. RefSeq names its product aminotransferase, class III. Gene Ontology annotation, molecular function: transaminase activity; pyridoxal phosphate binding. The transcript has 5 exons. NCBI's taxonomy places the organism in Eukaryota, Fungi, Ascomycota, Eurotiomycetes, Eurotiales, Aspergillaceae. Gene Ontology annotation, cellular component: cytosol. The record is from RefSeq and is a predicted model, not a curated record. The coding region runs from base 1 to 1359 and encodes 452 amino acids.
AUGACCGAUAACAAGACUAGUGCUAUCCUUCACCGUGACACACGCUUUAUCCCGAAGAAGGCCAUUGGCGGAAAGGGUAGCUACAUCUUUCUGGAAGAUGGAACUAAAUUCCUCGAUUCGACUGGCGGCGCCGCUGUCUCUUGCUUAGGGCAUGGCAAUGAGCAAGUCACAACCAUGAUUAAAGAGCAGAUGGACCAAUUGAGUUAUUGCCACUCUGCAUUCUUCGGUACACAGGUAGCCGAAGACCUCGCUCAACUUCUGGUUGACUCUACCGGUGGAAGAUUAUCCAAGCUCUUUGUCGUCAGCUCAGGAUCUGAGGCUGUCGAGGCCGCACUCAAAUUAGCACGCCAGUACUUCUUGGAACUCCCUACUCCCCAACCUGAGCGUUACCGGUUCAUUGCUCGCCUACCCUCAUACCAUGGUACUACUCUAGGAGCUUUGUCUGCUGGUGGACACGUUCAGCGUCGGGAGCCCUUUGAGCCUCUUCUCUCUAAGAACACAUCUCAUGUUUCCCCUUGCUAUGCUUAUCGCGGCAAGUUGGAGGGCGAAUCUGAUGUGGACUACGUGUCACGACUUGCGGCCGAACUAGACGCUGAGUUCCAACGCGUCGGUCCCGAAACUGUUUGCGCAUUCAUCGUGGAGCCUGUCGUUGGCGCGGCCCUUGGAUGUGUCCCUGCGGUGCCAGGAUAUUUCCGUGCAAUGAAAGCCGUGUGCGAGAAGCAUGGUGCCCUCUUUAUCCUCGAUGAGAUCAUGAGUGGUAUGGGCCGUUGCGGAACGCUGCAUGCUUGGGAGCAAGAAGAUGUUGUUCCAGAUAUCCAAACUAUCGGAAAAGGACUAGGCGGCGGCUAUGCUCCGGUCUCGGGUAUUUUGAUUGGAGAUUCCAUUGUUCGAACUAUGGAUAAGGGCACCGGAGUGUUCCGCCACGGACAAACCUAUCAAGGCCACCCGAUCUCAUGUGCUGCUGCGUUGGCUGUGCAGAAGACAAUCCAGGAGCAAUCUCUAUUGGAUAAUGUCCGAGCUAUGGGCGCUUACCUGGAAGCACAAUUGAGGCAGCGAUUCGAAAGCCAUCCCCAUGUGGGUGAUAUUCGUGGAAAAGGAUUGUUCUGGGGUCUCGAAUUUGUCAAAGACAAGACUACCAAAGAGCCGUUUGAUCCCAAGGAACGUCUUUCUUUCUUGAUUCAAGAGAAAGGAUUGGAGCCUAAGCAUAGUGUCUCACUGUACGGCUGCUCGGGCACCGUGGAUGGAAUUCGAGGAGAUCAUCUUGUUCUCGCGCCACCUUACAUUGUUACCAGGGAGGAGAUUGACAUUCUUGUGGAUACCUUGGCCAAGGUCCUUGAGGAAAUAUUUAUCUCGGUCUAG